Dicentrarchus labrax (European seabass) is the source of this 1146-nucleotide messenger RNA. RefSeq names its product ribonuclease H2, subunit B (gene rnaseh2b). Lineage: Eukaryota; Metazoa; Chordata; Actinopteri; Moronidae. Gene Ontology annotation, biological process: ribonucleotide metabolic process; RNA catabolic process. The transcript is spliced from 11 exons. Gene Ontology annotation, cellular component: nucleoplasm; ribonuclease H2 complex. The coding region runs from base 167 to 1087 and encodes 306 amino acids. The record is from RefSeq and is a predicted model, not a curated record.
GUGACACAAACAGGAAGUGCACAGAGAGAGGCGCCUUUUCUGAGCUCAUGUUGUCAGGCAAAAAGUAACCAUUACGACCUGUAGGCCGACCCUGUAUUUGGCCCAAAGAAGCUUUAGUUAUAUGUGAACAACAAACCACGUCAACAGAAAUUCCUCCACUUACAACAUGGCUGCUAAAAAGAAGCGAACCCCUAAUGUGCAGACUGACAGCUGGGUUGUCAUUGCCGCAGACUCUGUCAUCGACACACAGAAGCACGACAGUGACCCGGCUUUUGUGAGACUCAGGAAUCCCUCUACAGAUGCUGCGUCUCUGUAUAUGCUCGGUAGUGGCGAUGUUCAGCUGUUUGAGGUCAAAGCGUUUGAUGAAGAUUUCCACUCCUGGUUUGUGGGCCAGACUGUACAGAGAGAUGGGAGGCUUCUCUUUGUAACACCAAUGGAUCCUCUCUAUCUAAUUUUGCCCUAUUUGAUUAAAUCUGGCAGAGAGGGGAAGUUCCAGCCUGUGGAUCAAGUUGUUAUGGAUGAGGAAUUCCCAGCUUGUUCAAGGCUGCUGAGCUGCACACGUUCCCUGACCUCCCUGCACCACAUUACAGAGGAGAAAGAGGUGGGAAAACUGAAGUUCCACCGAUACAGUCAAGAGAAGACAAUGGAUUGGUUGAAGAAAAAGGUGGAGAGGACCGUCAUUGUGCUCAAGAAGAGAAAUAUCUCUGUGGGGGAAAGAGUCAAAUCCACAACAUACAUCAGAGUGAAGUCAGAGUCAGACUACCAUGAGGAGGACUACCUGCGCUAUGCCCAUGGCCUGAUAUCAGAGUACAUCAGUGAGGACCUGAGCAAAGCCCUCCUCAAACACUUGCAGUUACCAGAGCUCACAAGCCCAAAGGAGACAGAACCUCCUACCAAGAAGCGGAAACUUUCAGACAAUCCGGUGGAGGCCGGAGAGGACUACACCAAAUUCAACAGUGCAGACUUUGUGCGGAAACCGCCCAAGAAGAUGACUGCUGCUCAGAAAAGUCUGGCUAAGGUGGACAAGUCCGGCAUGAAGCCUAUGUCAUCCUUCUUCAGCCCCAAGGUCAAAUCAGAGAAAAAAUGAUUGUUGUAUAGUUUCUGGUUUUGUAUGUGACACAUUUGUAAUAAAGAAAAGAAAACUGA